AUGCAGCUCCAGAUGGCCAAUUUUGGACUGGUGCACGGUGCGGGAGAGCCCCCCCUACUGGACGACAUAGCGAUGGACGUGCCGAUGGACGCGGUGACAAUAGAGUUCGGCCCUCCAGCCAGCUCCUGCAUCACUACGGGCUGCCUGUGGCCCAAGGGGAAGGACGGCAGAGUACACGUGCCAUACGUCAUCAGCAAGGACUUCUCUGCGUCAGAGAGGGCGGUGCUCCUGAGUGGUCUGCAGUCCUUCAGCUCGUCCACCUGCGUACGUUUCCGACCGCGACGCUCAGAACAAGACUACAUCGCAAUCUACUCCAACAACGGGUGUUACUCCUAUAUAGGGCGUCGUGGCGGUGAGCAGGCCGUGUCUCUAAGUCGUAAGGGCUGCCUCCACUACGGCACCAUCCAGCACGAGCUGCUACACACACUCGGCUUCAACCACGAGCAGACGCGCAGCGACCGAGACAAGUACAUACGCGUACUCUGGGACAACAUCAUAGAUGAUAAGAGGCACAACUUCAACAAGAUGAAAACACUGAACCAGAACACUCCAUACGACUACAACUCCGUCAUGCAGUACCACAUGUAUGCGUUCUCCAAGAACAAGAGGCCUACCAUGAUUCCCGUGUCCAAUCAGGACGUCGACUUCGGCCGCGCAACAGAGAUGAGUGAAAACGACAUCCUCCGAGUCAACAAGCUCUACAAAUGCCACAAAAGAAAGCGAGAAUGAACUGGCAAAACUGCCAAGACAUACAGCGCAGCAUAUGGAGACAGCUCAUCCUUUACCCA
Messenger RNA from Engraulis encrasicolus (European anchovy), 788 nucleotides. RefSeq names its product high choriolytic enzyme 1-like. Gene Ontology annotation, biological process: proteolysis. The record is from RefSeq and is a predicted model, not a curated record. Lineage: Eukaryota; Metazoa; Chordata; Actinopteri; Clupeiformes; Engraulidae. The coding region runs from base 1 to 729 and encodes 242 amino acids. The transcript has 7 exons. Gene Ontology annotation, molecular function: metalloendopeptidase activity; zinc ion binding.